AUGUUCGACGAUCUUCCGUCUAGCAUUAGCCUGACGCUGGAAGAUAUAAUGACCUUUCCGGACGAUGACUUUUCGUCUCAGGUCGACUUGGCCAAAGCACUCGAACAAACGGAUCAGUCAACCGCGAAUGCGAUGGCCCUGGGACUUCUGCUGUCUCACUCAUCGUCUUCGCCUUCUCCCAAGGCUACCAAGCGUGUAACCCCUCAAAAGCGCAAGCAGCGAGAAGAGGCUCUCUCAUUUCAGGAAUCCCUGCUCCAGGAAGCUGUGGCACGUGCCACUAUGGACGCUCUAAAGGCGGUUGACGGUACUCCUCGCAAGCGCAGGCGGGGAGAAGCCCUUACCGUAGAGCAGUCUACAUUUCGGGAAGCUGUUGCGCGCGCCGCUCUUAAUGUUCUGAAAGUGGUCGACGACGUGCCUCACGUUACAGUCCCUUCGCAAAAUGUACAGGGCUGGGCACCUGCAGACGGGAAUGUGUAUGUCAUCCUGGAUCCUACGAACAUACAGGGAUCGUCAGCGUCUGGCCCGUCCACUACAAUAGCGCAGCGUUUCCAUGAUACCGCGAUGAACAAUUGUGCCUCCGUCGUGGCUGGAGGCCCUGCUCUUGGGGCCACAAUCACCGUUUCCACGAGCUCCACCAUGCUUCCCAGUGCACUUAGCGGUGAUUGGCAGGUCGCCGUGAAGGAGACGAUGAUCCGCGCCGUCGAACAGCCCAACCAGCUCCCUCCACCUGUUAACAGCACGGCAUACAGCCCCCCGGCGCGUCUUUACAGCCAUCUGCCCGUACCGGUUUCAGCCCCGCUGUCAACGCAGCAUCUCGCUGCACUUGUCAGCGCCAGCACGAACGGAGCUCCGCUAAACGCGCAGUAUCAGCACAAUCCUGUACUCCCCGUCAAGGGCCAGCGGGCGCCCCCGCCCCCGCCGAAAGGCGGUAUUUCUCCUGCGUUGGCUCGCACCAUCACCAACAUACGCAUGGCGCGCGAGCGCGCACAGCAGCACGUCGCGAGGGAGCAUGCAGCCCAGGCUGCAUCUGUGCGGCAGCCAAGCGUCCUGGCCAGCUGGCCUCAAGGUGUCUCGGCUCCUACUAUGGACAACCUGCAGCUGGGUGGCCAGGGCACCGUGUUAGGGGAACUCGCCACUAGGGAUGGACAUGUCAGGCCUGUGCCCAUGAUCAACUCCAAGUAUCAGAAGCACAGCAAGAAGGAAAAUGCCCCGAAGCAAGCGAUCAAGGAGGCGUCGAAGAAGGCAAAACGAGAAAAGCUUGAUCCUGCGAAUCACAAGACUGUACUAGACAUCCAGGAUGAAGCUCGCAAGCAGUCAGAAAAGAGCAGCCACUCGAAUAAGAAAGGCAAAGGCAAGCAAAAAGUCGCCAUGCCCGAGUCAGACGAGGACGACGAUGGCAUUGACCUCGAUGUGGAUGUCGACAUGCAAGACGGGGGGUCUGAUGAUGAUGAAGACGACCGGGCACGGCCCUCCGAGCCUGCGCUGGUGCCCAUGGACGCGUCGAGUGGCAUUCAAGCAUUGCGUGACAAGCUGCAUGCGCGGAUGGCCCAGUUGAAGCGAGGAGGAAAGGGCUACGAGAACGGCGAAGCAGGGAGCAGGGACGAACUGCUGGAGGAGCGGAGGCAGCAGCGUGCGGCGAUGCGGGAACGGAGACGCAAGGAGACAAGAGAGAAAAUCAGGCGAGAGGAAGAAACUAAGGGCAAGGGCAGGAAUAAAGAGAAGGACAAUAACCGAGACAAGGGGCCGUCCACGAAGGCGAGAUUCCUUACUACGCAACUACUCGUUCCCGAUUCAAAUAGGCCAGGCCCGUCGAACGGGCCUAGCAGUUCGUACACGAAUGUUGCGUUUUCUGCACUCGCGGGCUCAUCGAGCAGCAAGAAGGGACAGCAUCUGAAGACCGCGUCGAAUCCCACCCAGGCUCUCCAGCAACUACAAAUACGCAAGGAAAAGGUGGCGGCCAUGCCGGAGGAGAAGCGAAAGACUCUAGAAGAAAAGCAGAAGUGGGAGAAAGCGGAAGCGCGGAUGGAGGGUGUGAAGGUGCAUGAUGACGAGAGCAGACUCAAGAAAGCUGUUAAAAGGAAGGAGAAAGAGAAGACAAAGAGCAAAAAGACCUGGGAUGAGCGGAAGGAGCAGCUGCAUACAUCCAUGGUGGCAAAGCAAAAGAAGCGAGCGGACAACAUUGCCAUGCGCAACGAGAGGAGAAACGACAAGCGCAAAGGUGUCAAGACGAAGAACAAGGCACGUCCCGGCUUUGAAGGUAAAUCCUUCGGGAAAGGAAAAGGGAAAGCACCUGCCAAAGGCAAAAAGUGA
This is a messenger RNA of Fibroporia radiculosa, 2310 nucleotides long. RefSeq lists its product as uncharacterized. The record is from RefSeq and is a predicted model, not a curated record. Gene Ontology annotation, molecular function: RNA binding; DNA binding. The transcript has 5 exons. Lineage: Eukaryota; Fungi; Basidiomycota; Agaricomycetes; Polyporales; Fibroporiaceae. Gene Ontology annotation, biological process: ribosomal small subunit biogenesis; ribosomal large subunit biogenesis. Gene Ontology annotation, cellular component: nucleolus. Bases 1 to 2310 code for a protein of 769 amino acids.